AUGACAAACAACACAGGAAUAGCUUUCGAUCAAGUUUAUGGCAUGAGGAGAUCAUUUAGUGAGGGAGAUAUAAAGGCAGCAAUAGACUUGCCGUUCUCCGAUAUUCUGGAAAUCAAAGUUCCUGUUCUUAACACAGAGGAGAACUCAAUUGAAGAAAAGAAACAAUUUCUAGACAUGCCACCAUUACCAAAGAGUGUCAGUUCAGGAAGUUUGAGCUCAAUGGACUGGAUGCAUGGAGCUACAAUGAAGCCUGCUUUCCUCGAUGUCCCAGGAAUAGAUUUCAAUGAAGUUUACGGCAUGAGGAUAUCAUUUAAUGAGGAAGAUAUAAAGUAUCAGUUGAAGCUAUAA
Messenger RNA from Arachis ipaensis, 348 nucleotides. The record is from RefSeq and is a predicted model, not a curated record. Lineage: Eukaryota; Viridiplantae; Streptophyta; Magnoliopsida; Fabales; Fabaceae.